This is a messenger RNA of Psylliodes chrysocephalus, 5180 nucleotides long. The record is from the annotation of a GenBank genome assembly. NCBI's taxonomy places the organism in Eukaryota, Metazoa, Arthropoda, Insecta, Coleoptera, Chrysomelidae.
GACGAAACGACGGCACGCAGUGGUUCUACUAGCGGUGACCGUCUACUCUCGGCUACGGCAUGCAAGGCAACAUCCUCUCUGAAGAGUUCUUUACCUCACCUUUUGCAUUCUUUCUGUACCUUUACCUGGGAUGAACAACUCGUGAGGUUGUCGGUACUUCGAAUAAAGUUUAAAAUUAGAGAUUGUGCCGGAUUUGUGCAGUGAAAAAUAUUAUUUUUUGUUUUUGUGAAUUAUUGUUGUAAGUGAAACACUUGUUGUUGCUUGGAUACUGCUGCUAGUUCUCAGGUGUUCAACACCCACGCACUUGGAUAUAUUGAUGGUGAUUCGAGCUGGAGAUUAUUGUGUCAUGACUUAAACCCCAACAAUGCUACAAUGUCUACUACAGAAACCGAUUUGAUCGACUUUAACGGUGGCUCGCCUAUUUUACCGAGAUCCUCUCCCAUUUCUACCUCAGAAAUAUGUUCCGAAACAUCGGAAAAUCUCCUAGAUACAGAAUUGCCGGUUUUGGAAGAAAAACUCCAAACGGCCAGUCAACUUUCUACACCCAUCAUCACGUCCAGAAGGCCGAGCAUAGAUCCUGAAGAUAUUCUUAUAGAUAUAGAUUAUGAAGAUGACAUUGAGAAUGAUGAGUUUAUUGAAAUAUGUGGAAACAUAGAAGCCUUUAAUAUUUUAAGAAAUCUCGAUGAUGUCCUGAACGAUGCCGAAGACGAUGUCAGCAACGCCUCAAGCUCCAUCCAAAUGCAACAAGACAUCGAAGAUUGUUUAGAAGACUUGGAUAACUACCUUAAGACUUUGGAUAAUAGUUCGAGUGAAGAUGAACUACAUUCAUCCGUCUGCACAGAUGAUCAGCGGAGCGUUGAGAGUUCAACAGUCAUUGACGGCCUCGAGAUUGAACCGGAGAGUGACGACGAACUGCUCAGGUGUAGAUUACGACAAAUCGAGGAGAAUUAUAGGAAAUAUCUCGCAUCCGGGUGUAUAAAUAAAGGGUAUGUUGACACCGAACCAAAUGAAAAGCAACGUCGACCACAAUCAGCUUGCAGUAUACGCAGCGAACCAAAAAACAGGAACAAUCCAUCACGAAAUACUGUUGCCGUAGUACGAAGGAAACGUCCUUCAUUACCCGAUGCGAUGAACGGUAUCCCCAUUAAGUGUGCAGCAGGGCGAAAAGUCAUAGGUACACCUGGUAACUCCGACGAAAACAUCGACUGGAGCUGGUUACAAGACGUGGCACGUGACAUCACUCUAGAGCGACGCGCACACGCGUCAGGAAACUGUUGUACCGGAACCGUGGUCUUGGAGGUGCCGCGCGUAGCGGAGGCAUCCUGCAGUUCUUCGGCGCCGGCGAUGGACGAAGAACCUAAAGACGAACCCAGCAAAAGCUCGUGGUUGCGGAGCUCGAUGCGAAGACUUCGCCACUUGCCUUUACCGAACGGCGACGCUGUUCCCACAGGUGGGGAACUCACGGAGGUGACGCUCGGGCGGCCCGUUAGUGCGCCCUCGAGGAUUUCGGCGAAUGUGCGACACUCUUCGAGGUCUAGAUCGCGGGAAUCGGGACAGAGUGCGGUGUCUCUUGAACCUAGUGGACGGGCGCGUAGUAGCUCGGCGUCGUCGAGGUCCCGGAGGCUGAGAAGUUUGUCUUCCAGUGAGACAAGUAUACCGUCGACUGUUGAUUCGGCUGUAAGUUCGCCGGUGGCGUCGACGCAGCCAACGCAGAAUCCUGGAGCCCAGAACGCUAGUCCUAGAAGAUCAUGUGACAGAAAUCGACAAUCGGACAUGCCAGAGGCAGACAGUCCCCUAGGACACUGGCCUCAUAGUCUUAGCUCGAUGAUGGCAUGUUUGGGUUGCACGCUGGGCCUCUUUAACAUCUCUCGUUUCUCCAUUCUCACCGUUCACUUCGGAGCUAAUUUCAUCUUCCAGUUCUGCUUAUUAUCCCUCGUAUUCGGAUUGCCGCUCUUCACUUUGCAGCUGUGCCUAGGACAGCAGCUGGGCUCUGGAGUGAUUGAUAUGUGGAGGAUAUCCCCUUUGUUUCAAGGAGUGGGAGUAUCGCUGCUGAUAGCCCAGGCGUUGAUGGGCCUAUAUAGUAUUAUUGGCGUAUCGUGGAUGUUCGUGUUUUUUCGGGAUUCGUUCAUUACAAAGGUGGAUAGGUACAGAUGGGCGGAGCCUUUUAUUAACUAUAGAAGGGAAAUAGAGCCCGAAAAUGGUACUUUCCAGCUCAGCGAAACCCUGCCUGACUAUUUUAAUGGCGUGGUACUGCAAAGGCAUCACUUACCAUCUGGAAACAGCUAUGGUACCGUCAAAUUUCAAUUGGCCUUUAAUCUGGCCGUCGUUUGGAUGAUUGUCUUCGUGUCAUUGAGCAAAGGGUUGAGAUCUUAUGGGAAAGUCAUCUACGCUUUUACGUUGCUACCAGUGUUCGGAACCUUCAUUUUAUGUGCCAAAAUUUUAGGCUUAAUGCCCCCGGAGUUCGUCAAUGUCAUUUUUCCUGAGACUUCAUGGGGUGAAUUUUUUCUUAAUCCCAAGAGUUGGUUAGCUGCCAGUCAAGAAGUUUUCCUAACUUGGGGCCUCCUAGGCGCAGCAGUUAUGCAAAUAGCAUCACACAACAGACACAAACAUUUACUUCAAAGAGAUUCUAGUCUUGUAGCUGUUAUAACUUUAACUAUUCUAUUAUUAGUUGCUUUUUUGGCAAAUACGUGUGUUCAAAUACUCAAAGCUUAUGGAUACAGUUAUUUACCUGAUUCAUUUGAGAGAAUGUCUUCAUACACGUUUCUGCGUUCUGUAAGAGAUCCUCUUCCUCCUAGUCUAGCAAAUACUCCAGUACGAAAUAUGUUCCAUAAUUCAUUCAUACUCGGUGAAAAAGUUUUGAGGCCUAAUGUUGAUAUUUCUAAAGAAAGUGGAUUCAUGGUUUUAAGGUUGGCCACUGAACUGGUUCCAGCUACAUUCGCAGUGAUGGGGUCCGAUCAGGUCUCCCCAUUUUGGGCGGUAUUAUUCUACUUCAUAUUGAUUAUGUUCGGUAUAGCCCAACAACUGGCAAUAUGGCAUUGUGUUAUCACUGGCAUUAUGGCUAUCAAAGCGAAAGUUUUAAAGUCAUGGGAGACAACUAUCACCUUUUUCAGUUGCGCUUGUGGAUUUAUUCUGGGUCUUCCAAUGGCGACAGAGAUGGGAAUAUAUGUGGUGUACUUCUUCGACUACACUAUUGGCGGCAUAUGGUGGUUGUUGAUAGUAAUAAUCAUCCAAAUAAUGGCUGUUUUUAUGGUUCGAGGAAGACCUUAUAGUGGAGACACCGUCGUCACAGCUUUAUUUUACCAAAAUAACCAUCCUUGUUUAUUAAGCUGGGCACCGGCAUUGCUGUCGUUCACGUGGAAUGUCAUUUUACCUGUAGCGUUGAUGGCAUUAUGCAUAGCAACGUUUAAAAAUGGUAACUUUAGAGACAUGUUUGUUUGGCACCACGCUCCUUUGGCAGAAUAUUGGCCUUUAUGGGCUAGGCAAGUAGGUUCUAUGCUGCAACUCGUUCCUGUACUCUGUAUCCCUCUGGUGGCGGUUAUCCAAAGUUACAGAUAUUUGAAUAAUGGACAAAAUGAUAUAUUGGAUCGUAUUCAACUACUGUACAGGCCACCUAUUGGAGAGCACAUGGACGAGCUGGGUGUACAGGAAGCGGCUGAUGCCAUAAGGAACGAAAAUAACGCAGCUAAUGCCGCCGCAGAAGAUCCACCUCCGAAAUAUACUCCUCCGCCCUCUUAUACAACAGCAACCGGUGCAAGAAUAGCUAAAUUCUUAAGACAGAGUAUAAGAAGAAGUGUAAGGCGAAUAGCCAAUGUUUUGGGUGAAGGUUCGUCAAGGCAACGAGCUACUAUUCCAACUGUAAACGGCAUCACUUCAACGCACAUCCCACCACCAGACUAUAACGCUGUCUUGGUUGAGAUGAACAACACACCACAAUCAAGAGGCGACGUUUCGAUCUCAAUGACAGAUGGAGCUAAUAUUACAAGACUCUCCACGCUGGAAAGACUGAGAAAUCUGGAAUCGACCUCUACAGCUCUGACAGCAGCAGAGGUGGCUUCAAUUUUGCGAAGUAGUUUUAGAAGGAGUACCCUCACAUCUAGAAAUAACGCCAGAAUAGCGACGUUUAGUAACGAUAUGGCGUCGUUAAGCGCACAGAAUUUGAUUGAUUCUGCUGCUCCUAUUGGCGAAAUGUCGCUAGUGAUGGACCAUUUGCCUAGUACUGAUGAUAGUGAGGUGAAAAAUAAUAAUACUUCAUCUGUGAUAUAAAUUAUGUAUAUUUAAGAAUAAAUAAGGUUGGUUCAUAGAAUAAAUAUGAAUAUUUUAUUGUCGCAAACAUAUUUUUUUUUAUCUUAUUAGUUAAUUUUAAUUCGGAAAAUAUUUUAUUAUAUAGAUAUGAUUUAAAAUUCUAGUCGUGCUUAUUAACGGAGUUAAAAUUAAAUUAUAUUUUUAUGUUUCAACCAAUAUUAUUGAUACAAAAUAGGGAAAACAGUAACGAAAUUGUUUUUUAGCUAUUUAAAAAUAAUUUUAAUUCAAAAAUUCUAUGAGCUGACAGAAAUCUGUACAUUAUAUGUUGUCUUUACUAUGUAAAGUAUCAAGUCACGUGUAAUAUACUGUUAAUUAUUUAUAAUUUUGUAAAAACUUACGUUAAAAUUUAUUACUAAAUCUUUAGAUCAUUAAAACAAAUAAAUUUUUAACAAUACUAUGAUGUGAUUUACAAAUAUAUUCUUCAAAAUUAGGUAGAUGAAUAUUUUUUAUAAAUACGCAUCAUUAAUGUAAUAGAAUAUUUUGAAAUUUAAGAUUUCUAUCGUUUUUUUUAUUGACUUUAUUCACAUUAGAUAAGGCUGUAAAUUACCUAGUUUUUAUUUUUCACUUGAAGAGAAUAAAUUUACAAAAUUGAUAAUGUCUUAAAGAUUUAUAUUUUUUUUUCGUUUUUAUUACAAAAUUAUUAUAAUAAAUAUCUAAUUUUAUUUAAUAAGCAAUCUUUAUUUUGUAAAUAGAUAUCACAUAUUUCAACACAGAACUUUUUCUAGACUUGAUAAUAAAUAUAAUAUUUUUCUUUGUAUUUUACCUCUUCUUUUUUUAUAAAAAUCACUUUCAAGGACUGAUAAUUUAACUCUUUGAACAUAGCUUUGUAUGACGUUGUGUCUAUUAAAAAAAUGUUCUUGUUAUAUUUUUUGUUUUAU